AUGGCGCCUUCAGCGGCAGAGUUGGCAAUGGUGGAAGCCGCAAGGCAGGAUCCGAUCGUGAGGAGAGACUUGACAAACAUGGCCAUGGCUAAUACUGGCCUUUUGUUCAUUCUCUUCUACGACCACUUGAUUACACUUCCCGACGAGGUCCGGGUCAUUUGGCCAAUGCCAUGGAAGUUGCCCAAAAUCCUCUUCAUGGUAAACCGAUACUUUGUCCCCGCGUUCCUUAUCUUCCACAAUUUCAAAGCUAUUUAUCGAGGCGCUAGACGUGUAAAACACUUCCUGUAUGCCAUGUUCGGACUCCAGCUGCUGGCCACUGGCAUCCUAUCCGGGAUUAUUAUGCCUGCUGUGCGAGGCUAUUCCGGCCAAGACAAGGUACCUGGUUGUUUGUACAUCAUGCCUCAGCACAUGGAGAUGAUUUGGCUGCCAGGGACGCUGUUUGAAGCGCUACUCGCUGUGAUGACCAUCUAUCAAGGCAUUGUAUUAGGCUUCCGCUCGCCACUACUCCGGGUGCUGGUCCGAGAUGCCUUCAUCUACUUCAUCGCUAUCUUCACUUGCUUGUUGGCCAGUUUGAUCUACCCCAAGGUCGGUCAGCGCUUUUUGGCCCCGCCGCUAUUGCUUCCAUCCACUGUUAUCGCGUCCCUCGGAACUGCACGGAUAACAAUCAACCUCCGAACGCAACCAACGCGCGAACAAGUCACCCCAGUCCCUGACCAAAUCCAGCUGCGCUCACCGACGAGCACGAACCCCGUCAUACCUUUCUACAGCACGUCGUACGGCAUGCAAGACCAGAUCAAGAUCAAGAUGGAGACAUUUGUAGAAACUAGCAAGCCAUGA
Molecule: messenger RNA, 837 nt
Organism: Coprinopsis cinerea okayama7#130
Lineage: Eukaryota; Fungi; Basidiomycota; Agaricomycetes; Agaricales; Psathyrellaceae
Exons: 16
Coding region: 1-837 (278 amino acids)
Source: RefSeq, a predicted model, not a curated record